This is a messenger RNA of Cololabis saira (Pacific saury), 1415 nucleotides long. RefSeq names its product coiled-coil domain containing 137 (gene ccdc137). The coding region runs from base 74 to 880 and encodes 268 amino acids. The record is from RefSeq and is a predicted model, not a curated record. The transcript is spliced from 6 exons. Lineage: Eukaryota; Metazoa; Chordata; Actinopteri; Beloniformes; Belonidae.
UCUAUCUAUGGGUUAAAGUUCACAUGCGGCCCCACGUGUGUUGUUGUUAUGCACUGAUAUAAAACCAUUUAUAAUGGCGAAGAGCAAGAAAAACAAGAAUAAGGGGUCCGGAAAAGACGUUAGUACGACCGGACAACAUCCGAGUAAAAACAAGCUCAAAGGAGAUGGUAAGCCCAAGAAAGCCACACCAGAAGAUCACCUGGAACACAUCCCGUUCAGGCUGCGAGAGAUCAUGAAGAGCAAGGACAGGAUGAAGACAGGAUCCCUGGGGGCCAAGAAAGUUAAAAAGGCCAUCUCAUCUCACCGUCAGCCAACGGAUUCCAUGGAUGGAAACAUAGAUGUCCCACAUUUUAAGAAGGGAAAACACGAAAGUAAGACCGCCUAUCUACAGCGCAUGGAGAAUGCGGCACAACACGUCCUCUUCCUCACCAACAACCAAGUGGACAGACAGCCCGAGCUGGAUGUGGACAAACAGGAGAAGCCUGCAGACACGGGCAAGUCUGUCAAAAAGAAAGAGUAUGCUAAAAACAGACUAGACAAGAUUCAGCAGAAAAAGCUGGACAAACAAGUAGACAAAAUGGAGAAAGAAAUGUUUCUAGAUUAUGUUCCCUUUGGUGAGGUUACGAUGGCACCACCAUCACUAAGCAUCAAACCCAGAAAAGCUGAGGUCAAAACUCAGAAGGCCCCAAAGCAGCUGCUUCUCAACUCUCUGCUUGGCCACACGGCAGUCUCCACAGCCAAGCCGUCCAUGGCCAGACAGAGACUCAUGGAGGAGGAGAGGCAGCGAGUGGUGAAGGCCUACCGUCAGCUGAAGCAACAGAAACAACAGCAGCCCAAGGCCAGGACUGACAGCCUGGGAAAACUCAUGAACCUUGCUUGAUGUCUCAUACGAUUCAAAUCAAGAAACAUCUGAUUGGCCAUCUACGGUCGGCAUCAGUGACCGCAACUUGCUCUGAAGUUUAGAAACCGAGACCACAAUCAGUAAGACUGGAGUUGAUGUGUCAGGCUAGGUGUUCACACCAAUAACGUGCAGGAAAACAUGCAAACAUUUACUACAGGGUGACGUAGGUGUUAAACAAUCUAUAGGAGCAUUUCUGAAGUAAAGGAACCAACCUUUCACGUCUCAUCUACCGGAUAACCUAUGCAAACAAGAAGCCUUUGUUGGUUUCCCAGCUGUAUCUGUCUUGUAUGUUUACACACAAGUGCUUGUUUGCAUUUACAGUGCUAUCAUAUUUGCAUGUUCUAGAAAGCACAAUAACAUCAUCUGUGGUGCGAUACACGUUAAGUCUAAAAGGUUAUCUCAAGGACCGGGUGUUUCUCUGCUUGCUGUGACUCUCAGGUCCCACUAGAGGGCAGCCUCCCGUUCCAAAGCUGGUUUCAUAAUGUUUGUAAUAAACUAAAGCAUUCUACUUAGA